AUGUGGAAGAAAUUAGGGUUACCCAGACCACCCAGCCCCUCUGACAGUGACGAUGAAGCGUGGGACACACCACCAACAACCACCACCAAUUUCGGUUUCCGGGCUGUUACAACCAACACCGAGACACCACCGGCCACAAGUACAGAAACAGGACGCACCGACUCACCAGCCGUCCAGAUAUAUCGCCGGCAAACGAAACGGCAAAGAACGCCGCCAUCCACAAUAGCCCCGACGGCAGACCCUGAGGGCAAAAAGUUACUCGAAGCCACCACUCCCACCGGCAACAGCCAGAAACGGCCAAGAACUCAGUCGCCACCGAGGUCAGAGCCAGAGUCGAAACCUACCAUCGCCAAAGAAACUGAUGCGCCCACGGAUCUGCCACGUGAUGUGCCCACCGAUUCCACCACCGAUGUGCCCAUGGACACGACUACUGAUGCGCCCAGCAAUGUGCAAAGCACUAUGCCAAGCGCUAUGCCAAGCGCUGAUAUGCCCACUGAUAUGACCAAGGAUCUGCCAAGUGCUGCGCCCAGCAAUGUGCCACACGCUGUGCCCAACGAUGUGCCUACUGAUUUCACCAGCGCUGUGCCCAGUGAUACGCCCACGGACUUACCAAGCGAUACGCCUGGCGAUGUGCCCAGCGACACACUAAGCGAUGUGCCCAGCGACGCACUAAGCGAUAUGCCCAGCAAUUUGCCCAGCGAUUUGCCCAGGCCAGCAUACCCAGAUCACAUCGUCAAAGCACUGACAUUCAACAAAAUUUCUGAGCGCACCAGGUUGCUUAAAAUUUCAUCUCUGCCAUGCCACCCUUGGAGCACUGAGACUCCAUUCCCAGGAAUUCGGCAUAGCCAUGGGCUGUGA
Molecule: messenger RNA, 858 nt
Organism: Manihot esculenta (cassava)
Lineage: Eukaryota; Viridiplantae; Streptophyta; Magnoliopsida; Malpighiales; Euphorbiaceae
Product: cell surface glycoprotein 1-like
Exons: 3
Coding region: 1-858 (285 amino acids)
Source: RefSeq, a predicted model, not a curated record